AUGAACACCAUCGGCAAUUUCUUCAACGGGCGCAUUGCGCGCACCCUACUGAGUGCCAACAACUUCAUCAUCCUCGCUUCGUCUGUGAUCAUCACAGGCAUCCUGUCGUACUUUCUGCGGCACUGGCGCGACAGAGGGACGCACCUGGUGUACAAUGAAGUCAUCGCCGUCCUAACGCUAUUCAUCUACCUCAUCGCCAUGGUCCUCCCGGCCCUCAAGUCCUACCGCGGAUACUUGCUGCCGCUUAACAUGGCCCUAACCUACCUAUGGCUCACCUCCCUGAUCUUCUCGUCUCAGGACUACGCGGGAAACCGGUGCCGCUACUUCUCCCCUAACACCACCCGCCACUGCGGCCUCAAGCACACUGUCCAAGCCUUCCACAUCAUCGGAUUCGUCUUUCUCCUCUUCAACACCAUCCAAGAGGCCCUGAUGUGGGCCAGCUAUCGCCGGGAGAACCAACAACACGGCGCCGUGCACGGAGGCGGAGACCCGGAAAAAGACCGGCCGCUGACCAAUGCUACUGGCACCACCACUGGUACGACCCAAGGCACGACGGGCGGAGCUGUCCCGGGGUUAAUUUACAUGUGCACACACUUAUAA
This is a messenger RNA of Dichotomopilus funicola, 600 nucleotides long. RefSeq lists its product as uncharacterized. Lineage: Eukaryota; Fungi; Ascomycota; Sordariomycetes; Sordariales; Chaetomiaceae. Bases 1 to 600 code for a protein of 199 amino acids. The transcript has 4 exons. The record is from RefSeq and is a predicted model, not a curated record.